Molecule: messenger RNA, 6389 nt
Organism: Anolis carolinensis (green anole)
Lineage: Eukaryota; Metazoa; Chordata; Lepidosauria; Squamata; Anolidae
Gene: synj2
Product: synaptojanin 2
Exons: 27
Coding region: 448-4992 (1514 amino acids)
Biological process (GO): synaptic vesicle endocytosis; phosphatidylinositol dephosphorylation
Cellular component (GO): presynapse; perinuclear region of cytoplasm
Molecular function (GO): phosphatidylinositol-4,5-bisphosphate 5-phosphatase activity; SH3 domain binding; RNA binding
Source: RefSeq, a predicted model, not a curated record
CAAGAGGAGGGAAAGAGGGCGGAGCCUCGAGCCACUUGGGAGCCCUCCCGAAAGUUUCCUGAAGAAAGAAAAAAAAAAGGGAAAGAGCGAGCAGCGGGAGAGAAGGAAGAAGAGGAAGAGAAAAAGAGGAGGAGAAGGAGGAGGAGGGCUGGGAGGGAUUCUCCAACGAGGAAACGGCCAGUCCGGAAACGGAGCCAGGAGUGUUUCCCUCGGGCUGAUUCACAUCCUUGGCCUUUCCUCCAGCAUCAAGGCAGAGGAGGAGCCUCUCCUGGCCCCGGGGCGCUUUCUAGGGAAGGGGUUCGGCGCCCUGCCGCCGCGCCUGGCUCCUGCGCCUCUUCCGCUCCCUUCUUGCAAACUUUUCCCCCAGUUUUUGGACUUGCUUCUCGCCCUCCCGCCUUCCCACUUUCCUCCUGCUCCUCCGCCUCAUGGGAGCCCCAGGGCUGGGCCAUGGCGCUGAGCAAGGGGCUGCUGAGGCUGCUCUGGAAGCAGGAGCCCGUGGGCAGCGCCCUGCUCGAGGCCCGCGGGAGACGCGACUGCCUCCUCCUGGAAGCCGGCACCAUGGCCACCCUCGCUCCUGAAGAAAAAGAAGAAAUCAAAGGGCAAUAUGAGAAGCUCAUGGAUGCUUAUGGAUGCCUAGGAGAAUUUCAGUUAAAAUCUGGCAACAACACUUUGCAUUUCCUGGUCCUUGUGACAGGCUGUACAUCAGUGGGGAAAAUCCUUGAUGCUGAGGUUUACAGGAUCACGGCAAUAGAAAUCUGUCCUCUCCAGGAAGAAACGAAGGAAGACGAUCGUGUUUCUGCCCUGAAGAAAAUUUUAAAUUCCGGGGUGUUCUUCUUCUCUUGGCCGAAUACAGGAUCAAACUUUGAUCUUACUGUCCGAGCCCAGAAGCAGGGCGACAGCAACUAUCAAACUGGAAACCCCUUCUUCUGGAACCAACUGCUGCAUGUCCCUUUCAAACACUACCAGGUGAAUUGCUCUGAUUGGCUGCUAAAAGUGAUCUGUGGCGUGGUAGACAUUCGCACUCUGUAUGCCUCCCAUAAGAAGGCAAAAGUCUGCCUCAUUUCCCGGAUCAGCUGUGAACGAGCUGGUGCCCGAUUUCUCAUUCGAGGAGUCAGUGAUGACGGGCACGUUUCUAACUUUGUGGAGACGGAACAGGCAAUUUAUUUGGACAAGGACGUUUCAUCCUUCAUUCAGAUUAGAGGUUCAGUUCCAUUAUUUUGGGAGCAACCUGGACUGCAGGUUGGUUCCCAUCACCUGAAACUUACCAGAGGCCUGGAAGCUAAUGCUCCUGCUUUUGACAAGCAUAUGGUGCUUCUGAAAGAACAAUAUGGUAAGCAAGUGAUUGUUAAUCUGCUUGGAAGCAAAGGUGGAGAGGAUGUGCUCAACAGGGCUUUCAAGAAGUUGCUCUGGGCAUCAUCCCAUGCAGCUGACACACCCAUGAUUAACUUUGAUUACCAUCAGUUUGCAAAAGGUGGGAAAAUGGAGAAGCUGGAGAAUUUGCUGGGGCCUCAACUAAAGUUGCAUUGGGAAGAAUUUGGCGUCUUCACAAAAGGCGAGAAUGCAAGUUCCCGCCAACAGAUGGGAACCUUGCGAACGAAUUGCCUGGAUUGCCUGGGUCGAACUAACACUGUCCAGUCCUUCAUAGCCCUUGAGGUCCUGCUUACUCAGUUAGGGAGCCUGGGUUUAAACUCCAAGCCUAUAGUUGAACGUUUUCUGGAGUCAUAUAAGGCAAUGUGGACUCACAAUGGACACAACCUGAGUAGGAUUUUUACAGGCAGCCGUGCAAAGGAAAGAAAAGCUAAGGUUGGGAAACUCAAGGAUGGUGCCCGUUCAAUGUCACGAACCAUUCAGUCAAACUUUUUUGAUGGGGUGAAACAGGAAGCCAUUGACUUACUGCUUACAGGUGAUUUCUACAGUGAAGAAUAUGCAGAUAAAGAGAGAAUGCUCUUGGACCACACAGCAUGGCUGAUGACUCCUAGCAUUUUGAAAUCAAUGUCAGAGCGUCAAUUUGAAUUCACUAAUUUCAAGAGAAUCCGUGUUGCCAUGGGGACCUGGAAUGUAAAUGGAGGAAAACAGUUUAAGAGCAAUAUCCUUGGAACCAGUGAAUUAACGGACUGGUUGCUGGAUUCCCCUAAACUCUCUGGAGUCUCAGAAUUUCAAGAUGACCAUUGUCCAGCUGACAUAUUUGCUGUGGGAUUUGAGGAGAUGGUGGAAUUAAAUGCUGGGAAUAUUGUGAAUGCUAGCACAACUAAUAGGAAGAUGUGGGGUGAACAGCUUCAGAAAGCUCUUUCGAGGACACACCGAUACAUUUUAUUGACAUCAGCACAACUUGUUGGUGUUUGCCUUUUUAUCUUUGUACGACCUUUCCAUGUUCCCUUCAUCAGGGAUGUUGCACUGGACACUGUGAAGACUGGUAUGGGAGGGAAAACUGGUAAUAAAGGAGCAGUUGCCAUCCGUUUCCAGUUCUAUAGCACCAGUUUAUGCUUUAUAUGCAGUCACCUGACAGCUGGUCAAUCUCAGGUGAAAGAACGGAAUGAGGACUAUAAAGAAAUUACUCAGAAGCUGAGUUUUCCCAUGGGAAGAAAUAUGUUUUCUCAUGAUUAUGUGUUCUGGUGUGGUGACUUUAACUAUCGCAUUGACUUGAGUUAUGAAGAAGUAUUUUAUUUUCUCAAACGGCAAGACUGGACAACACUCCUGGAAUUUGACCAACUGCAGCAGCAGAAAUCCAAUGGAAAAAUUUUUAGGGAUUUUCAUGAAGGAACUAUAAACUUUGGGCCAACAUACAAGUAUGAUGUUGGUUCAGAGGCUUAUGAUACCAGUGAUAAAUGUAGAACUCCAGCCUGGACUGACAGGGUUCUUUGGUGGAGGAAGAAACUCCCUAUUGAUAAAACAGCAGGAGAAAUCAAUCUUUUUGACACUGAUCUCAGUGCUGAAACCAAAAUCAGGCCUAUCUGGUCUCCUGGUGCCUUGAUGUAUUAUGGAAGAGCUGAACUACAGGCCAGUGACCACAGGCCUGUUCUAGCUAUUGUGGAAGUGGAAGUCCAAGAGGUUGAUGAGGUGGCUCGGGAGAGGAUAUUCCAGGAAGUGUCAUCUAUCCAAGGUCCUUUAGAUGCCACUGUAGUGGUGACACUGCUGGAACCAUCCCCUGAAGAGAAAGAUGAAUUUCCCGAAGACCUGCGGACUGAGCUUAUGCAGAUCUUUGAGACCUACGGCAUUGUCGUCCUUGUCAGAAUCAAUGGAGGUCAGAUGUUGGUUACAUUUGCAGAAAGCAGGUCUGCUCUUCAAGUUCUUGAUGUAGAUGGUGUCAAGAUUAAAGACAAGACUGUGAAGAUUUGGCCUAAAACCAAGGACUGGCUGAAGGGCCUGCAGGAGGAGAUCACCAGGAAGCGAGACAGCAUGGCUCCCAUGUCACCCACAGCAAAUUCCUGUCUACUGGAGGAAAAUUUUGACUUUUCAAGUUUAGAUUAUGAAUCAGAAGGUGAUAUCCUAGAUGAUGAAGACGAUUAUUUGGAUGACAUGGUGCAUCAGUAUCCUUCUGCAGGAGACAUGGCUUCAAUAGUGGACGAUUUGCAAGAUGGACCUGAUUGUGUGACGCAUGCAAACAAAUCUUAUCCUUCUGGGAGAAAGCUGCAUAAAGAUGAUGCUGACCUGGGAGAACUAAAACAAGAGCUAGAAGGAAGUGGGGAGUUUCGCCGAAACUCUCCAAGCAGGUCUCUUUCUGUCCCUGGUCGGCCUCGGCAGCCUCAGCCACCACAGCGACCCCCUCCUCCAACUGUUAAGAAAUCCUCAUCAGAUGGCUUGAUCUCCUCCAGUGGCGCAAACUCCCUCCCCUCCAUCUUGCAGACAGCAAAGCUCCUUCCAGGGGCACCACAGCAGCCACCAAAAUCACGAACUGGAAUCAGUAAACCUUAUAAUGUCAAACAAAUCAAAACAACUACUCCUGAGGAAGCAGAGGAAGCCAUUCGAUGUCUGAUGCAAGCAAAAGGAGUAACACCAGAGGAAACUGUGGCACCUGUUCAAAGAGCUCAGAGUGCCACAAAACCUGACACCGUCCCCAGCAAUUCAAAAACAGCCCCGCUUCACAGUCUGCCAUCUGCCCAGUCGCUCAUACCUCAGCGUCCUCCACCCAAAAUUCCAGCUAUGAAGAAACCGGUACCCUUGCAAAGAAUGGGAGGGAGGCCUGGAUGUGUAAGUGUUGGGCCUUCAUCUCCAGAAGAGACAUGUGAGCAGUCAAUAGCCCACCAGUCCUUCGUAUUGCCAGAAUCGCAUGUUGAAGCCAGUGUCCUUACUAGUCCAACAAGGGUAGUUCCUGUCCCUAAACCGAGAACAAUUCCCCCUAACAAAGCUCUGGAGAGGAGGAGCAGUGAAAGGCAGCCGGCUGCAUUCUGCCUUUUAGAGGAAAGUUCUCCAAUUCCUUCGCAGACCUUCACAGACACUCCAUCAAUUCCACCAAGGAGGAAGAAAUCUGCUCCCCCGGAUUUUCAUCUGCAGGUACUCCAGAGCAGCAACAGCCUAUUUCUUAAGGGUUUGACAUUUAAUUCCAACAACAGCAGCUCAUCAGAGUAUUACUGUAAAAAUCAAGAUUUUGACGCACUCCCACUCUCUCCCAGUGCUUCUCCUGUUCCUGCAACAGCAGUCGCACCCUGUCCAGUCAACAAUGGUUCCAAGAUGUUGAAGCCACACACUUCAGGGUUAGUUGGCAGUCAGCAUGUCCCCCCAACCACGCAGCAACUUUCAGACAGUGAUUGUUUUAUGAGAAAUACCAAUCUGCUAGACCUAGAAGUUGACUUUGCUGUUUAUCAGCCUUUGACAGACAGCCCCAGCCAUGAUCCAAAAGACUUGAAACUAUCCAGUUCAAGAGAUUUCAGCCACUGGGUUACAUUUGGAGAAGAUGGCAACAGUGACGCUGGGUCCCAAGGACCAAAUGAACUACUUUCCAUCACGCAAACCCAGAACUCCAGUGUAGACACAAACUCGGUUUCAAAAUUAUGAGCAUGUUUUCCUGCUUUUUCAGCAUAACAACAGCAACAACAAUAGUAAUAAUGAAACAAGAUUUUUGUCAUACAAUUUAGUUUACUUUCAGAGACAAGAUGCACACAAAUGUUAUGGUACUAUAUGCUCCUCCUCUCUGUGAAUUCUGAUUUAAUUCCUGUGGUAAAAUCAGUGGCAGUACCUGCUACUGCAACAAUUAUUUCUCAUUUGCACGUUGCUUACAUGCUGUGCCUGAGGUUCCAGCUCCUUUGCCAGGAAAAUAGUGCAGAAAAUUCUGUAUUUUGUUGAAGAGCCUAGACGAGAUGGUCUGUUGCGACUCUUUUGUCUGAAGACAUAUUCUGGAAAAGAACUCUAUUAAGCUAAAUGCGAUUUAAUUGUGGUAAACAUGUUUUGAUUCAAUUUACAUAUCCGAGAUCCUGCCUGCCCUUUUCUUUUUAUGCUUGUUCGUGUCUGUGUGGUGUGGGAAGAAGUUUUAAACAAAUGGGCUCAGUCCAGCAAGCUCUGUGCAAUACAUCAAUUCCUGCAAGGGAUAACAUUUUCUGAUUGUGCCUGGAGAUUACAGUAUGUAAGAUGGUGGGUGUAAAAGUGAUUUUUCCAAGUCAUUCUUGGCUACUUUACAAGUGUAGCAAGGGUAGUCAUAGGAUUGAGGAAGGCUAUCCUUCUAGAAGACCUGAGUAGCCUAAUGAACAGAAAACUGUAUUUCAGAGCACAUUGAUUAUAAGAUGUUACUGUAAUAUCCUAUCAUUGUGCCCUGUGGUCAUAGUUCCACUUGUGCUUUGAAUUAAGAGCACAACACAGUCUUCUUCUUCUUCUUCUUUUUUGAAAAACUGUGAAAAUGUUUUUGAAACACAGGGGAAUGUUCUCCAUUCUCUCUAAAGUGUAUUUGGGGAUAUUCAAGAGUGAAAAAAAAAUGCCCUGGAGAUGAUAAAAUGACUUUGGGAGCUGAUGUUGCUUACAUGCCACUCUUUGCUAUAGAAAAAGAUAAUAUGCUUAGAAAAUGUCACAUGGAGAUAUUAAAGUGGCCUCUGUAGCAAAGAAUAGGCCCAAUAUUAAAAGCACGACCGGGUUAUUUCACAGUCAGUAGGAUCAUUGGGGAAACAAAUGGAAAAUGUAGUGUGAACAUUAUAUGGAGUGAAAAGAGUGCUAUGCACACUAAUUAAAUAAGAAAGAAACUUGGAAUACUUUACAAGGAAAUCACACAGUGAAGUUAUAAAACCUAAGACUGAUAAUUUAUUAAUGGCAGGACUCCGUAUUUUAAUAAAGCAAUAUAGAAUUAAUUUCUUUUAAUUGGUUUUAAAUAAUACAUAUACAGAGACUGUAUUAUGUAUUUGGGACUGUAUUGUGUAUCUGUUUUGAAUUGAAGCUGUAAAUACUAUUAAACUACUUUUUAAAAAAGA